AUGGCACCCUCAGCUGUUGAAACCGUGACAGGUCUCGCAAACGAUGCUAAAAAGGUGACGCUCUACCCCGGUCACGUCGAGGGCGCUUAUAAAGAGUUGGCUCCGAAUUCAUACCGUCGUGAAGACGAGGAAAAGGGAGUAGAUGGACAUGCUGCUGCAAAGUAUCCCAACUAUCUCCCCACAUGGAACAAAGACCAAGUCUACCCUCCCCUCGAGCCCUUCGAGCACUACGAACAUGGCAAAGAUGCCGACCCUAGCUUUCCCAACCUCAUCAAAUCCGACACAAAGAUCUCCCAUCUCACUCCCACAAUCGGUACUGAGAUUGAGGGCGUUCAGCUGAGCAGUCUCUCCGAUGCUGGCAAGGACGAGGUCGCCCGCUACGUCGCGGAGCGCAAAGUAGUAGCCUUCCGAAACCAAGACUUUGCCGACCUUCCCAUUGCAGAAGCCCUCAAGUUCGGAGGCUACUUCGGGCGUCAUCACAUUCAUCCUACCUCUGGAUCUCCUGAGGGUCAUCCUGAGAUUCAUCUUGUCCAUCGGAGUGCGGGGGAUAAGUCAUAUGAGGAGUUCUUCAAGUCUCGUGUGAGCUCUGUUGCUUGGCACUCUGAUAUCACGUACGAGCAGCAGCCUCCCGGGACUACAUUUCUCUAUGUGCUCGACAGCCCUGAAACUGGCGGUGAUACGUUGUUUGCCAAUACUGUAGAAGCAUACAACCGCCUAUCACCGACUUUCCAGAAACUCUUGCAUGGUCUCAAGGCUACACACUCUGGUAUCGAACAGAUCAACGCCAGUGUUAAGAAAGACGGUAUCAAACGACGCGAGCCUGUAGUUAACGAACACCCUAUUAUAAGAACACAUCCCGUCACAGGCGAGAAGUCCCUCUACGUCAACCCUCAGUUCACACGAAGCAUCGUCGGUCUCAAGAAAGAAGAAUCCGACGCCAUUCUCAACUUCCUUUACGAGCAUAUUGCAUGGGGCGCAGACUUCCACGCUCGCGUCAAGUGGCAGGCAGGGACUGUCGUGGUUUGGGACAACAGGUCAGUUCAGCACACUGCGAUUCUUGACUGGCAAUCUGGUCAGCGAAGACAUCUUGCUCGCAUCACGCCCCAGGCUGAGCGACCUUAUGAGACGCCAUUCGAGGGUUAG
Messenger RNA from Fusarium sp. VM40, 1143 nucleotides. The record is from the annotation of a GenBank genome assembly. NCBI's taxonomy places the organism in Eukaryota, Fungi, Ascomycota, Sordariomycetes, Hypocreales, Nectriaceae.